UUCCAUAGAACUUCGGCUGCAGCUGCACGGUCGACAUGGCGACCGAGAAAAUGCAACGAUAUUUGCCUAAAAACAGCUGAAGAUUGACCACGUUCAAUCGGAGAUUGUUAUGUACUUCACACUGUGUGCUGAAUGUCCACGAUGUCUGAAAAUAUUUAAGAAUAUUGAUGCUUUGAAGAGUUUUUUUGAUUCCAGUGGAAUCUGUAGGAUUUUUGUUUCUUUUUGUUUUUAAAAAAACAAAAAAGCUAACACAUACAUACACUCAAGAAAGUUAAGAUCUCAAGACGCAGUUUCCAUAUAGCUCACGUCCGUUAAAAUGCCCGUACAAGCCCCACAAUGGACCGAAUUCCUUUUGUGUCCGAUCUGCACCCAAACGUUCGAGGAGACCGUCCGCAAGCCCAUCAGCCUGGGAUGCGGCCAUACCGUCUGCAAGAUGUGCCUGAACAAGCUGCAUCGGAAAGCCUGCCCCUUCGACCAGACCACCAUCAACACCGACAUCGAGCAGCUGCCUGUCAACUCCGCUCUGCUGCAGCUGGUUGGUGGACAGGUGCCCAAGCUGCAGCCCCUCACCCUGCUCACGGGUGCAGAGGACACCAAGCACUAUGAUGAGGCCCGCAAGUGCGUGGAGGAGCUGGCUCUUUACCUCAAACCUCUCGGCAGCACCAGAGGUGAGCCACACUGCACGGGGGUGGGUCUGAACAGCGCGGCCCAGAGCAUGCUGAGCCGGCCCAUGCAGCGGAAGCUGGUGACGCUGGUGCACUGUCAGCUGGUGGAGGAGGAGGGCCGCAUCCGGGCCAUGCGGGCGGCCCGGUCCCUGGGCGAGCGGACCGUGACCGAGCUCAUCCUGCAGCACCAGAACCCCCAGCAGCUCUCCUCCAACCUGUGGGCCGCCGUGCGCGCCCGCGGCUGCCAGUUCCUGGGCCCUGCUAUGCAGGAAGAGGCCCUGAAGCUGGUUCUGCUGGCUCUGGAGGACGGAUCGGCACUGUCGCGGAAGGUUCUGGUUCUGUUUGUGGUGCAGAGGCUGGAGCCCCGCUUCCCUCAGGCCUCCAAAACCAGCAUCGGACACGUGGUGCAGCUGCUGUACCGGGCCUCCUGCUUCAAGGUGACGAAGCGAGACGAGGACUCGUCCCUGAUGCAGCUGAAGGAGGAGUUCCGCACGUACGAGGCCCUGCGGCGGGAGCACGACUCGCAGAUCGUGCAGAUCGCCAUGGAGGGCGGCCUACGCAUCGCCCCUGACCAGUGGUCCUCCCUGCUGUACGGGGACCAGUCCCACAAGUCCCACAUGCAGUCCAUCAUCGACAAGUUACAGACCCCGGCGUCAUUCGCUCAGAGUGUGCAGGAGCUCACCAUCGCUCUGCAGAGGACUGGAGACCCAGCCAACCUCAACAGGCUCAGACCGCACCUGGAGCUGCUGGCCAACAUCGACCCCAGUCCAGACGCUCCACCCCCCACCUGGGAGCAGCUGGAUAAGGGCCUGGUGGCGGUUAAGACCGUGGUGCACGGCCUGGUGGACUUCAUCCAGAACCACAGCAAGAAGGGCAGCGACCAGCAGCAGGUCAGUUAUCCUCCGCAGCACAGCAAGUACAAGACCUACAUGUGCCGGGACAUGAAGCAGAAGGGCGGCUGCCCUCGUGGAGCCAGCUGCACCUUCGCCCACUCCCAGGAGGAGCUCGACAAGUACCGCAAAGUGAACAAGCGGCUGGCGGCUCGCCGGCCCCUCAGCCAGUCGCUGACCCAGCUGAAGGAGGUGGGGCUGCCCUGCUCCCCCGGCAUGCAGCAGGAGGACGAGAGCAUGGAGGUGCUGGGCCGCAAGCCCUCCUCCCUGACCAACGGCAUCGUGGCGGCCGGGCCCGGCUCGCCGCUGACGCAGCUCAUCUCCCGCGGCGCCGACCCGGCCUACAACCCCGGCUGCAAGCCCGUCAAGAUAGACGCGGUCAGCCUGAGCGCGCCCGGGUCUCCCCCUGACUCUUUGGACACCAAAGUGAUGGCCAUGAACCCCCAUGGCUUGUCCCACCCGAGGAUGGAGAGCCUUUCCAUGCACAAGCAGCUUCCCGUGGUCCCCAGGGGACCCCAGAUGUACCCCCAACAGCAGCCUGAGAUGUUCUACCAAGAGUCCAGACCGCCAGCCUCUGCGUCGCAGUACGAGACCUCCCAGUACCCCGCGGGUAACCCCUACCCCUACCAGUCCUCACAGUAUGUCCAGCGCUACAUCCGAAACGCGCCCCCUCCCAGCGAGCCGGGCAUGCCCCCGUACCAGGACCCGUACCCGGGCCCCUACGCUCCGGAGCGCCCCUACCCCGCCCCUCAGUCGGGCCCCCCGUUCUCCGCCAUGACUCAGCACGUGUACCCGCCUCACUACGACAACCGCCGCCACUCGCCCUACGCCGGGCCGCCGCCCCAGCCCUUCGCCCCGCGCGACGAGCCGGUCAGGAUGAGCCCCGUGCCCGUCGACGUGCCCCCGCCGCCCCCGCCUCCCGCCGCGGGCUCCCCCUACCUGUCCGAAUCCUCUCGGGACAGGUACCCCCCAGAGGCCUACUACCCCGUCGGCCCCCACCACAACCAAAUGAGGCCGUACGCCAGGGACCCCUCCCGCUCCCAGCACAGUCUGGAUUACCUCCACCGCAGACGCAAGGAGAUCAUGGCCCAGCUGGAGGAGAGGAAGGUCAUCUCUCCCCCUCCCUUCGCCCCCUCGCCUACACUGCCCCACACUUUCCCCACCAACUACCCGCAAGAGUAUAUGGAAGAGAACCCUCAAGCUUUUGGGAAGUGUCGAGAGCCGGACUAUCCUGGCCAGUACUCCCCCUGGUCAUGUGACACCAUCGGUUCCUAUAUUGGCACCAAGGAAGUCAAGUCCAAAGACGUCAUGGCCGGUGGUGCCGUAGAAAUGAUGAAUGUAGACAACAAAGGCUUAAGGGAGGCAGCCGUGGACAUGCAGCGCCGGCCGGCCGAGGCCAAAGAUGACGACCCCAUCAUCCCCUUCGGCCCGCUGCCCACCGUGUCCCGCUUCGGAGCCAUCUCCCGCACCUCCAAAACCGGCUACCAAACCACCGGGCCGGUGCAGGCCAUGGCCUCCUCACAGGGAUCUGCCACCAAACACAUCACUGUAGCAGCUGAUUACACGUAUGGGAAUCAUGGAGGCUGGGGCGGAGCCCCGUACCCUCAGCACCAAAACAUGACUUCUCAGGGACACUUCAGCGAGCGUCUGCCCAUCCCAGCCCAGGACAGAGAGCAGCUGAAGAUGGAACUCCAGCAGGUCAACCAGCAGAUCAACCAACAGACCCAGGUCCGCAGUAUGGAGGCUGUCAGCAGCGGCCUGUUGCUGCAGAGGGAGGCGGGCUCUCUGGCUGCCCCUCCGGGGCCGGGCGAGUGGUCGGCCGGGAGCGUCUCCAGCGAGCAGCUGAGCCUGGAGCUGCACCACGUGGAGCGAGAGAUCGGCAAGAGGACCCGCGAGAUAGCCAUGGAGAAUCAUGUGGCUCACGAUGUGAAGUACAAGCUGAAGGCUGCCGAGAAUGGGCAGCCUGACCACAAGGUCCAGCGAGACGACCACCCCAUGACGCUCAGUGAGGGCUCAAACGGCUCUAGCGGGAUGCUGGCGGACGGCGGCAGCAUGGCGUCUCUGACCGGCAAGGCGUCCGCCCUCAGCCUGUCCUCUGACCUGGGGCCCGGCGGCUCAGACCUGCAGAACGGGGUGGUCCACCCCUGCUCCUGAGCGCGGGGGCCACUAACACCACUAACCGCAGGGCCACCGUGUGACCCCCGCCCUCACUGUUUGUGAGCAUUGUAGACGCAGUUCCUUCAGCUUCAGUCUGGUGCACCCCAUCCACGUCGGCAGAAAGGCCACCGCUCCUCUCAUCGCUGAGGCUUAGGGACCAGCAGCUUUCUACGCCUUCGGUUUUGACGAGACUGUUUUAGGUUUCUAAUCCCUUCGAUUCGUCGCAUGUUAGGGCUACGGCUGAAGCUCACCCAAUAAGAGAGGCUGGCGGGCUUGGCGUUCUGACAUGUGGAUGGGGUGCAUGAAUGACUUCAGACCCGACACAGACAUGCAAACACACACACCCUGCGCACAUACACCUUUGUUUUAUUUAGAAAUAAGCAGUAUCUGCCGUGAAUUCAAUAUUCUCCUCUUUUUGUUCUGUGAAUGAACUUUAUUAUUUUUCUUAAUAUAUGACUUCUCAUUGCCUUGGGAACCAGGGUAUUUGAUUUUUACAAAAUGGAUUCUUUUUUCAAUCACUGCAUUUAAUACACAACCCAGGAAUAGCAACAAAGAAGUAACACAAUAAUGAUAGUUUCCUUGGUUAAAUAAUUACACACCUACUGUCUUGGAGUCAGCAGUAAUUCAGUCAGCUUAUGUUGUUCAGCGUUACUAUAAGAGGAUUCUGCUAGAGCUGCAUAUUUAGUGGUCUCCUUACAGUCCUGCCUACAAGGCAUUUGUGUAGAAAGUUGGACACAGAUUUUUGUUUCUUAAAACUGAGCUUAAAAGUAAUUUUUCAUGAGUAGGCAAACUUCACUUGUGCAGUUCCCAUCUUAAACUGACCAUAGUGUUGACCCCGACAUUUAAUGUUAAUGAGGAGGAAAGAAACCACAGGAGUGUUAUUUGGUAAGAUCAUCAGUCAGCCUAUAGUUUGUUAUUGUUUCUGAACUUGUUAAAUUUUCUGCUGAAGCAGGUGGGCCACUUCACCAUGUGAUCUACAGCCUUUUUUCUUCCAUUUCAUAGCCACAUUGUUUUUCUUUUUUUUUCCUUUUUUUUUGUGUGUUAACAUCACUUGAGUAGAUUACCUAAUCAAUCCAUUAUUAAUGAAAAUUUAAUUAUAAUGUAUUUUCAUUUUGUACCAAACCCUUUUAGAUAACCUUUGAAGGGAGUAUACCAUCAGUGAACGGUAUCUGCAGUCCACAAUCAGAGACAUCAGCGUCUGUCUGUUGCCUUCAGUGUUUCAAUCUUUUGCUAAAGUUAUUUUGUGGAAUCAAUUUAAACUCAUUAAUCAACAUAAAUGGCAUUUAUGAAUUCAGUGUAGUCUUUAGUCAGGUUUCUAUCAAUGAUACCUUUUUCGUGCUUGAUUGGAACUCGGUGAUCAGAAGGUCUUGAAUUUUUGACCUGUCAAGCUCUGAAAAUGUAGGAUUGAUGAACUCUUUUUAAAAGGUUUUGAGAUGCUAAUGUGCUUUCCAGCUUUAGCGUCUGCCGUGGCCGUAGACUGAUGGUAUCUGCCCGCACAGUGAAGCGCUCCACAGGAGUCAGUUGGCCUGCCAGUAGGCCCCAAACCCCACGCCUCCUCAGGCAUCCCACCCCUGGAGAAAAAGGCAGACACCAGCCACAGCAAACUACUCUUUCACAUUGAAUUUGAUCUACCAUGCAUGGCUGAUAUAGGGGGCGAGCAGGCUUUGGCUUGGAAUUCAAGCUUUUAUUUCAGACUUUGUUUUUAAUAGCAGCAACAAGAGUCCAGGGAGGGGGGAACGUUGGAGCAUUUUUAAGCCCAAGGCUUCUGUUGGCAUGGUGUUGAUCAGAUAUACCGAGGUCUCCGUUGUUGGAGCGAAGGACACAGGCGGUUGUAUUUCCACAAUCCUCUAUGUAUAAAGAUAAAUUAUUAUUCUGAGGGUAUUCUUUAAAGUUUCAUACUGAGGCAGAUGCCUUUUUUUUUUUCUUUUUUUUUCUUUUUUAUAAAGGGAGAACACAAUUCUUGAACAUAUUCUGUUUUUAUGAAUAUGUAUUUUUUAUAAUGCGUUUUUUGCUAUUUUGUUAUUAAUGAGAUGUUUUGAUAUGUUUUGCACAAACAAGAACACCUGCUUGUCUUAAGCAGGGCUACACUGUGCCAUUCAGCUUCUUGGUUUCCUCUGGAGUGUUUGCACAGACUUCCUCCAGUUUUUGCCGACGUACUCUGUUCUCUUGCUUGCAGCACAUCCUGUCAGGAAAACAGCACUGUGCAGGCCAGGAGGGGAGUCUCCUUUUAUGGCUGCAGUCAGCACUUUGAUCAUUUGCACUCUUACUUUGUUAGAAUGCCCUCAGAAUUCAUUCUCUAGUCACAUCUUUGCCAACAGCUGUGAACUGAAGUGAGGUUUAUUUUAUUGGUUUCUUUUUCAUUAACUUCUAUGAAGUUGCAGAAAAAGACAUUUUUUCUAUUGUAUAUUCAUAUUUCAGUUGAUUAUUUUCCCAAGGGUUUGAGAGGGUGUGGAGUUACAAUACUGGCAGGCCAAUGGAUUGGGUAGAGCAGAGCACUAUUGAGAUUGACCUCAGAAUGUCGAUGGAGGUGGUGUCCUAAUUAGGUUUUAAUAAAAGCUGGUGAAGGUACAGACUUUUGGUCUUCCAAAAAGGAAAAAAAAUUCACUUCCACCACAUGUCUUUAAAGGUUCAUAUUUGAACAGUUGUGGCUUUAAUCUUUUCUUUGAAAUUGCUGAAUGUUUAAUGAUGAAUGGAAUUGCCACUCCCGUUCCAACCUAAAGGCUUUUCUUAUUUUUAUAAAAUUGUUCAACUGUAUGUAGGUGUAUUAUCUUAAGUUAUGUCUCGCUUUUGAGACGCAUUCAUUUUAUUGGAACUCCAAAAUGCAAUUUAAGCUCUUGGACCAGUGGUCUCUAGAAAUUGAGUAUAAUCCCCUCCUUGCUGUUUGAAAUCUGACCUGAUUUUGAACAGAUGACCCCCCCCCCAUCUUCUGUGUCCUUCAAUCUUGUCCACAUGUAGCUACCUUUUGAGCUCAGUAAUCUUAUCCGUCACCUGAUGUCUACAUUCUAAAGCAGGAUAUGAAGGCGUUAGAUAUCUGUGUUGGUGGGAUAGCAAUAUUAUCAAAAACGACUGUUAAAUCUAAAUAGAAACAUGGCUGUAUAGAAAAGCUCAUGCAUUUCCCUAUUGUUGACAUGGUCAGUACCACUUGGGUAUUCAGAAUAACCAAACAUAGUUGCUGGCACUGCAGUUUGAAUGCCCAGCUGGAGUUUGUGACCGCCGCCUGAUUUCUCAUUCGUUUACGUGCUAGAUUACAGCUACGUGUCCCAAGUAAUACUAUGUCGACUGGAUGCUUACCUGAUCCAUUAAUGAGUCAUUCUGACAAGUAGCAUUGCAAUAUUAAUUUCUGUGACUGGUUUAUUGCUUCCUCGUUGAGGUUGAGCAGUCGUCAGUUCUGACUUCAGUGUGAUUCACGAGCUGUGGUUGGAGUCGGGUCGUGUCGCAGGGCUGGAGUUCCAGUGAAAGGAGCCUUCGUUGAAGACUAGACCACCCUGCGUUCCCAUGGGAGCCGUUUGAACGGCUGCAUGUAGCCACUGAGUGCGGCAGUUCCCACGGCUGUGUGCACAAGGAGCAUGUCUUCAGCUUGAGCCGUGGACGCGGUACGCUCCUAGCGCUUGCGUAACCGAUCCCAUCCGCUAUUUGCGUCUGGAUUUCCUUGCGGCGACUUGAGAUGGAAGCUCAAAAGUCUUUGAAUUACUGUAAACCCGUGUGAGUGCAUAAUCCCAUCUCAGCAGCUGCUGAAAUGGUCCAGUAAUCAGUUACUUUCUUGUAAAGCAGAUGUUGGCUGAAAUGCUUAACACUUUCUUGCUAAAUGUAGCACUCACACUGACCCAGUUUUUCAUUAUUGAAUUUACUGAUUACAUGACCUUAGUGUGGCAAGGGUGGGAGUGGCCUGUGUUUUAAAUACUCAGACGACUGAAACAUCACUUCUCUAAGUUAUUUAUAGGGCAGUGAUUUCCGAUCCUUGUGUUAGUGUGCUGUAAUUCACAGUAAUUCAGCCUCCCAAGUAAAUAAUUUGUAUGGCAAAAGAUUCCCCGGCUGUGUUGAAAUGUCAAAACGAUCCGAGUCAUUGAAAAAUUGUUGUAGUUAACCCAGGAAAUGGUGAAUACGUUCACUUGCCAAGGGUUUCCUGAGAAGCCUUUGAUUUGUUGCCCUCCUGGAUGCAAGUUGACACUUGCAUUAUAAACAGUACAUUGCCACAGAAAUUGUCAGGCUUCUGAAGAUACUGGAGUCCAGUUGGUGUAGCGUUACCAAAACAGAAGAGACCAGCUCCCCCCAAGGUGGGCUCAGAACCCCCCCCCCCCCCCCCCCCACACACCCGCCCUCUCUCUGAGACCUGGAUCUCCUGUGUGUUCAGACUGCUUUCACAUGACCUGACUCUCCAUUGACGAAUCAGACAGGUGGAACUAAUAAUGUACGUUCUUGGUACAUGUCUUCUCCGGUGAUGCUUCUCUUUGACGUGUUUGUUACUAUUUUGUAGACCGACAUAUACUGGUCUCUUGAGACAGUCUACAAUCUUAAAGCACCAAUUUUGGUGGAAUUUCUUUUUAAGUAUAAUCUAUGUGUAACAUUACAAUUAUUAUUACUAUUGUUGUUGUUAUGAUUAUUGUUGUUACUAUUGCUUGGGAAAGAGCUUUUGACAUUUAAGCAAUCGUCAAGAUUGGAUAAGAAAGAGCCUAGCUUAGACAUAGAGAAGUAGAUGAAAGGCACGCCUUUAAAAAAAACAAAUGUUUUAACAUCUUUAAAGUGGUGUGUAGCAUUGAGCCGAGCUCCAUUGGCUCCAUAUCAUAUGUAUUAGUGGUUACUGUCGCAGAACCACUCCUGUAAUUACCUGGUGUUUCAUUUACCAUCAAUUGAAAUGAGUACAAAAAAAUAAAAAUGAUUCUCCAUACCCUUAGCUGGCUCUGCUUGGGAUGACUUGGUCUGCAUAAGCAAUGUUACAGUUCUAUAUCUUUCCUAUUGCAAAGGCUUUGUGUUCAUCCUGGCCGAGCAUUGCUGAAGCCUGUAUGGAGUAACGUAUUACAUGAAAGCCCCGUGGAUUUUUGCUUGAUUUUUAAACUGGGCGCAGGGUUUGGAUGAAGGGCUGAGAUUCUGCCUUGCAUAGGAAUGCUCCGGACGGUCCGGUCAUCCGGAUCUCCCUAGCAGUCGGCCCGGCCCAUCAUACGGAGUGCCUUUCAGCAGGCUCUUGACUAUAUUUAAGCUUUGGGCACACACUCGCCUGUAAAUAGUACCAUAAUGUGCAACUAUUAAUCCACUCAUUCAGAGUCAGCAUUUAUAUUAAAUGAUCUCUACAAAAUCAGUAAUGCAAACAUCUGUCAGUUAACUGGUUGCCAAUGCAGAGCUGAGAAUCGCUUGUCCUUUCUGAGACAAAGGCGUUCAGUGCCAGAAAUUGUCACAUUUGUUUACUUAACCAUUUUGUGUCUGUUCAAAAAAAUAACUUUAAUGGGGGAAGAAAAUCUUUAGUUUGGCAUGUUUUGUUGUUGUGCAGUAUUGAUUGGUGUGUGUUUCGGGUAAUAAAACUCACCGUAGCGUAAGUGGGGGGGUGGUGGGGAGGGGGCAUGUUAUCAUUCACAUUUGUUUUUCCUUAUGAGCUUGCAACUGAGUCAUGGAGUGAAGAUUCUUAUUUAAGACAAGUGUGUGGAUUUGGGCAAGCUUUGGGUAAACAGUAAUUCUUCAGAGGGGAGGAAAGCCAUGAUUUAAUUGGUUGUAAAACUAAAUUAAGUUUGGUCAAUGCAAAGCCUCCCCAAACCCAGAACAACACCAUGGACCUCCAUGGUUCAAUUGGUCUUAAAUAUGUCCCAGAUAACUGCAGUGAUAUUUUCAUAUUUAUUCUAAUGGUUGGUAUAAUUGAGCAUACAGCACUGAGCAAUUUGAUUUUAAAAUACUGACUUCAAACUGACUUUGUAGGAAAUGGUAACCAUUGGUAUUAAAUUGUUCAAGAAAAUGUAGUCAAGUAACAAAACUAUGAAUAUUUUACCUUUCCUCGAUGAAGAUUAAGUUUAACCGUCAUGUUGAUCGUCAUCUUCAGGUAAUCUGUUUACCCUUUGCUAGUCCUCCACAUUUUAUUAUAUUACAUUAUUUGGUGAGAGAAGCACAUGUUAAUUAGAUUUUGCUCUCAUUGGGAGUCAUUGAUCACAUUAGUUUUCUUUAUAGAGUUUCUUACAGAAAUUGAUAUACUGCUUUGAUACAGUUACGCCAAUUUCCCUGAAAUUAAUUUUCCUGAAGAAUGACACGGUGGACUGGAAAGCGGUGUGUGAGAUUUAUUUUCUCUGAAUACGUUUUUGCAUGCAUUGAUAGUGUGUACCCAAAGCAGUGUGACCUUAGAGGUACCGUGUCAUCCCGAUCUCCCUGGGGAUUGGCUUAAAGAGUAUUUAAUCUGAUCUGCUUGCAGUGGGAAGGUGUACCGAUUUCUGAUCUUGAUGUAUCGUCUGUUAGCUCAAGCUUGUAGUUUGAAGAUAUGCAAGAUUGGUCACUGUAUCAGUCUUGCUGUAUUCAUGUCCAGUUUUACAACAUUCACUCUUGAGAGUUGAAUACCUCUGGCCAGCUGUAAAGAAACAAAACAUUGCAAAAGAAAGGACAAACUAGUAACGUACUUGCGCAGGUGCGCGCACACAGGCACUAGUGUUUUAGCUUGUAGCUAUAGGAAAGCCACUAGGAGUUGAUUUCUGUGUGAAUAGGUGUGUCCCAGUGGGAGUGUUAUUCACUCCUUCUUUCUUUCUUUUUCCUUCGAUCUGAGCGCUCAUUGCCUAUACAAACGGAAUUAAUUGUAACAAGAUCAGGCUGUUUUUUGCAUUGUUUUUUAAUUUUAUUCCUAACAUUGGGAAAUGUAAUUGCUUUUGAUGAUUACUCCCAAGUUGUCUUGUAAAAGAUUGCUUAAAUUAAGGUACAAGUUUAACUUCAACAAGAAAAAGAAAUUUGUUUGUUUUUAUAUUAUACUCCAUUAAGGAAUGUUUAGAAUUAUAUUUCUCCAAUGUGGAUGUAGCUGUUAUUAUACCUUUUUUGUUGUAACAGAAUUCACUGUGUGAAAAUGGGUUUGCAUUUUUGUAUAAUACAAUCUGCUUCUUUUUGUUUUGUUUCCUUGAGACGGGAGGGGGUAACUAACUGGAAGUUUGAAGAAAAUAUAAAAACAAAAAAAAAAACCUGUGAAUUAAAAAAAAAAAAAAAAAAAUGUAACUUAUGUGCAACAGUGAUUCUUUACUGGCAGGGACUGUGAUUAAAUAAUAUUGUAAAUUUA
Messenger RNA from Conger conger (European conger), 10940 nucleotides. RefSeq names its product ring finger and CCCH-type domains 1a (gene rc3h1a). Gene Ontology annotation, molecular function: metal ion binding. The record is from RefSeq and is a predicted model, not a curated record. Bases 317 to 3709 code for a protein of 1130 amino acids. Lineage: Eukaryota; Metazoa; Chordata; Actinopteri; Anguilliformes; Congridae. The transcript is spliced from 20 exons.